AGGAGGCGGGGCCGCGGCGGCGCGCGCUCCCGGAACGCGCGCGGCGCAGGCGGCGCGGAUCGCAGGGAGCCGGUCCGCGGCCGGAACGGGGUCCCGGGUGUGCGUGCGGAACGGGGCUCGGGGGAGACGGUAGCGAUGAACACGGUGCUGUCGCGGGCGAACUCGCUGUUCGCCUUCUCGCUGAGCGUGAUGGCGGCGCUCACCUUCGGCUGCUUCAUCACCACCGCCUUCAAAGACAGGAGCGUCCCGGUGCGGCUGCACGUCUCGCGGAUCAUGCUAAAAAAUGUAGAAGACUUCACUGGACCUAGAGAAAGAAGUGAUCUGGGAUUCAUUACCUUUGAUAUAACUGCUGAUCUAGAGAAUAUAUUUGAUUGGAAUGUUAAGCAGUUGUUUCUUUAUUUAUCAGCAGAAUAUUCAACAAAAAAUAAUGCUCUGAACCAGGUUGUCCUUUGGGACAAGAUUGUUCUGCGAGGUGAUAAUCCAAAGCUGCUGUUGAAAGAUAUGAAAACAAAAUAUUUUUUCUUUGACGAUGGAAAUGGCCUCAAGGGAAACAGGAAUGUCACUUUAACCCUAUCUUGGAACGUUGUACCAAAUGCUGGAAUUCUACCUCUUGUGACAGGAUCAGGUCACGUAUCUGUCCCAUUUCCAGAUACAUAUGAAAUAACGAAGAGUUAUUAAAUUAUUCUGAAUUUGAAACAACAUAUUUUUAUACUUAAUGAAUCAUAUCUCGUUUUUCUCUUCCCUUGCAUCUUCAUUUGGUUGGUACUUUUCUUUUUUGGGGGGGUGGUAUAAGAACUAAUAUCAAAGGCAUAUUUGAAGGGAAAGGUUAAUAUGCUACUUAAUUUUACAAGCAAAACACACACAAAAAAGGCCGCCAGAGUGGAGUAUUAUAAAAAUAAGACAACUACAUAAUAAAGAUUUGUAAAAAAUUUAUGAGGUAUUCCCUAUAUGUCCAUUAUUCCUUAUGGAAUAUACAGUGAGCAUGAAGAGUGGUUAAAACUUUUAGGUGCCUGUGGAGUUAUAAGAACUGUAUUUUAGGCCUUGCAUUCAUGCAAGUUCACAUUGGGUGUGAUUCAGAAGUGGACAUUCUCUUUUUGGGUAUCUCUCAUUACUGGAAAAAUUAAAAUGGUUAUUUGUAAGACACCUGGUUUACAAAAUAGCCAAAAGUGAUGGAAUUUUAUUCCAUUUGUCUUGGGAAUGCCCCAUUAUGCUUGUUUUUCUUACAGGUGACUCGCAACUUUCUCCACUUAAAGACUAAAUACCUCUUUAUAUGCUAGAAAUCAUUUUAACUCAUUUUAAAGUCUAUUAAGUCAACCAAAUACGUGUGUCUCAGUGCUUUCUCUAAAAAUGUUCCUUUGUAUUAUAUCUUUGUGUGAAUUUUUAGCAUUGCCAUUGAAAGUUGAAAAUGUUUGCAUGGUUUACCUUCUGAGUUAUGUUUGUUCUCGUGAGCAUGCCUAGUACCACUGAGUGGUAAUUAUUUAAAAUUUUCUGUAGGUCCACAUUUUAAUAAUUAUUGGGUAAUAGUAAUCUUACUUGGUGCGCUUUUCCACUUAAAAGCACUCUCCUAUAUUUUACUGUGUGUUACCCCUGAUAAUCUAAUGAGGUAAGUAGUACAAAUGUUAGCUCUUUACAGAUGAAGAAACUGAAACCUGGAAAUUUAUUGAAUUGCUUUGAGGUUGCAUAGCUAGCAAGGAAGGGAGUUAAAACUUCACUCAGAUUCUCUAUGCUUAUCCUUUCUCUUGUAGCUCAGAUUACAGACUAAACAAAAUUUACUUACAAUUUUCAUUCUGUUUUAUGUUACCCUGGACACCCUCAAGCUGCCAACAACUUACGUAGAGAUAAUAUCUCAUUUCCUUCUCUGCAUACAUUAAUUUUACAUAUGUUAAUAAAGUAAGAGAAUCCAGAUGUAUGUAGAAAUGACUUAGAGAUUAAAUGCAGAAUAAUACAUGGUUGAAUAUAUGAUCAAAUUUAACGUGAUUUUUUUUCUACACUGAGCAAAUAAACAUCCUCAAGGAAGCAACUACAAAUCAAUUACCCUUAAAAGUAAGACCAAACACUCUAGUUACACUAUCAGCAGUAACCAAAAAGGGCUAAUGUUUUCCAAGAAUAGGUUUAAGCUAACAGUUGUUGUAUUUACCUCAUUGGAAAUACAUCACCAUUUAAUUACGUUGGUUUUAACAGCUAUUGUAUGUGAGAGCAUGUGUUUCUGUCAAAGGUCAAAGCUGCCGUAUCGUGAAUACCAGCCUGGGUUUGGCUCCCAGCUUUUCAUUAAACUGUUCAGGGUCUUGGUUUCUUUAUCUGUAAAAUGACAGAGUCGGACUCACUAACUUAAAUAGUGGUUCUUCUAUACCACACAAGUCUAUAAAAUUCAUGGUAUCUGUCCAGCAGAGAGAUUGAACAGAAAAGCACCUUGGUAACGGGAGGGCAAGAAGGUGACCGAAAGACUAACACAUAACUGUUGCGUGCUGAUUUGACUUUAUCUCUGUUAGAUUUUAUACCCAGAACAUUUAACUUUGUACAAAUAUGACACAUGGAAACUUAGUCUCUGGAGAUGUCAAAACUGAAAAAUUGGGUACGUGCAUUCAGGAAGGCAUGCACCUGAUGGGGUGCGGGUGGUGAGCGGAUCCGUCAGUUUGCUAGAGAUGAAUGUUGACAUUUACUUGAGUUAACGUUUACCUGACAAGCCCACCCGUUUUUUUGAGUUGGGUGAGGAAGAGGAGUAGAAAGGCCCAACUAGCACAAUGGUUACAUAGUUGUUUGUUUUUUUUUUACUCAACUUCAGAAAACUGCUCAGGACGUGAAUGCUCCAACAUGGGAAUAAGAAACCUCUGUCUCAGGAACUCAUUUUUGGGUGCACACAGCUUUGUUGGUUGACCAUGAUUCUACAUGAAAACAGAUGGCCUCGUGUUCAGUUUGAUAAGCAUAUCAUCUACCUUUAGUGUCAGUGUUUUCAAGAAGUCUUGCAGAGUCUCCACACAGACCCAAGGCUUCAGACUUCCGGAACCCUAAGUAGCAUUAGAAAUGUCUGAGCCCAGACAUUCCCAGGAUACUAGGAAAGGAGAACAAUUGCAAGAUACCUAAAAUACUUACGGUGAGAAAUGAACUAAUCUUAAAUGUGCUCACCUACUCCUUUUCCUCUAGCAGGUUAACCUAGACAAGCAGCUCUGUCAGUAUUUUUUAUUUCCCCAAUUGAUGACGCUUGGUUUCUUUAUGCUUCAAGGCAAAUAAUAGAAAACUUCAGAAAUUCCUAAGGGUGUAAUAGGGAAGUGGGUGAUUUCGAAUUUCCUUUUUUGAAUUGUUUUCCAGUUCUUUGAUGGGGUCUGGCCAGCCUCGUAAUAGCACUAAGAGAUGGGCUUUAAGGUUAUAACGAACAUUGUUUUUCACUCUUCUAUCUAAAACGUAGUAAUGAUCUAAAACUUUGGGUCUUGGAGGUGUAGGUUAUUGGAGGUGCUAUUUUACAAUAUUUUGAAUUUGACAUGAAAUGGGUGUAGGGGGAACUGCCAUAAGCUGUGACCUUUGGUAGUAAACAACACAUUCCUUUCAGGAGCUUUCCUUUUAGCAGAGAGCCUGUGGGCAUUAUCUGUGACUGCCAGUGGUUUAAAGAGAUCGGUUUCAGAAAGUUGUUGCGUGUUUCGAUGCAAUUUGGGAAAUUGUUUACUUCACAAAUAACAGAUUCAUAAGAAAAAAUCCAUGAAAAUACUGAAGAGAUGUUUGAGGAUUUUCUUAAUUGCAAUAAACAGCAUUUUUUUCUAAUGAAAAUGAAUUUUGUUUACGAGUAAAAGUAUGCAUUUUAAAAGACUUUCAGAUUUAUGCUUUUUAUGUGAAGCUGCUGAGCUAAAAGAAAAUGGAUGAAACCAAGUCUAGUAAACUUAAUUUUUUUUUCUUUUCUUUUCCUUUUUGUGGGGUGGGGGUGGGGGGAGGUGCUUUCCAUCUAAAAUAUCUUCUCCAGACACUGAAUGCUCUUCUAGACUGUAAGCUCUUUGAGGGCAGUCUUGUUGGAUUUCUCUUUGUAUCUUGCCCAGCGCCUAGCACAGUGCCCUGCGCGUCAUAGGCGCCUAAUAAAUACUGAUGAUGAAUGAA
Mirounga angustirostris (Northern elephant seal) is the source of this 4080-nucleotide messenger RNA. It is a transcript of the gene SPCS3, whose product is annotated as signal peptidase complex subunit 3. NCBI's taxonomy places the organism in Eukaryota, Metazoa, Chordata, Mammalia, Carnivora, Phocidae. The record is from RefSeq and is a predicted model, not a curated record. The transcript is spliced from 5 exons. The coding region runs from base 136 to 678 and encodes 180 amino acids. Gene Ontology annotation, cellular component: signal peptidase complex; membrane. Gene Ontology annotation, biological process: protein targeting to ER.